CUGCUCGGCGACAAAGGCAGGAGAAGCGAGCCGGUGGAUCCAUGACGGUUAAGAUGGUGGAAACAAAAGCGUAGGGAGCGGUAGGCCUGCGCCCCCCCGCAAAGACCGAGUCCGCGGUACAGUCUAACCCGCCUUUCGCCCCGAGCAGACGCUCAGGCUGCUCGCCGGGAAAUGGAGAAGAAAAGGUGGGAUUGCAGUGCUCUCCCCAAAGGCUGGAAAAUGGAGGAAGUGACCAGAAAGUCGGGUUUGUCCGCCGGGAAAAGCGAUGUCUAUUACUUUAGCAGAGGAGAAGAACACGAUGAGGAGCAAAGGCAAGACAGGGGGGAGGCGGGUCGUUUGUAUAGUUUGUGUCCAUCAGGGAAGAAGUUCCGGAGCAAGCCUCAGCUGGCCCGUUACCUUGGUAACCAGAUGGACCUCAGCUCCUUCGACUUCCGUACCGGGAAGAUGCUGAUGAGCAAGCUGAACAAGAACCGGCAGCGCCUGCGCUACGACAACAACAACCAGAACAAGGGGAAACCUGACCUGAACACCUCCCUCCCGGUCCGUCAGACAGCCUCCAUCUUUAAGCAGCCCGUUACCAAGGUUACCAACCAUCCCAGUAACAAAGUGAAGACGGAUCCUCAGAAGGCUGUCGACCAACCUCGACAGCUGUUCUGGGAGAAGAAGCUGAGCGGCCUGAACGCGUACGACAUCGCUGAGGAGCUGGUGAGGACCAUGGAGCUGCCCAAAGGACUGCAAGGCGUGGGCCCCGGCUGCACGGAUAAAACGCUGCUGUCGGCGAUAGCGAGCGCGCUCCACACCAGCGCCGCCCCCAUCACCGGCCAGCUGUCGGCCGCGGUGGAGAAGAACCCGGGGGUGUGGCUUAACACCGCUCAGCCGCUGUGCAAGGCCUUCAUCGUGACCGACGAGGACAUCAGGAAGCAGGAGGAGCUGGUGUACAGCGUGAGGAAGCGGCUGGAGGAGGCGCUGAUGGCCGACAUGCUGGCGCAGGUGGAGGAGGCGGCCCAGGAAGGAGAACCCCCAAAGGAGGAGGGCAACGGCAGCGAGGACACGGAGAACGUAUAGGGGAGGGGCCGUUCAUUCAGGCGGAGUCAGGAAGCCCCGCCCCUCGCAGCCCAACCGUCCCUCCAGGACAGCUCGGCUUCACUUUCAUCAGAACCUGGGGGGGGGAUCCCGGACCGUCACGGACCAGGAACGAAAAUAAAAACCAACCAAUGACUCCAACUUUGACCCUCGACUGACCGCCGGCGAGCAGCGCGUUUUUACAGAGACGCUUGUGACAAUCACGGCGAUUCCAACCGUGUCAGCUGAUCGUCUUCUUCCUGGGUCCUCUGGGUCCAGUUUUUGUACUUUUUUAGAUGGAAAUGUGUUUGUGUGCUGCAGGAGGGAUCUGGUGAUCCGCUCCUAACCGGAUCCCCGGCAGUCUGAUGCCUGAGCAGCACGCCUCCAUAUGACGCUUCGACGAUUAAAGCUUCAGUCAGAUGUCUCAUUUGGAUCAGAA
Messenger RNA from Oryzias melastigma (Indian medaka), 1501 nucleotides. It is a transcript of the gene mbd3b, whose product is annotated as methyl-CpG binding domain protein 3b. Gene Ontology annotation, molecular function: DNA binding. Lineage: Eukaryota; Metazoa; Chordata; Actinopteri; Beloniformes; Adrianichthyidae. The record is from RefSeq and is a predicted model, not a curated record. The transcript is spliced from 7 exons. The coding region runs from base 172 to 1065 and encodes 297 amino acids.